AUGUUUUGUUCUCUUCAUCCUUGCACGUCUUCUGCACUUCUUUUUUUUUUUCCCCUCUUACAGGUUCAAAAUGAUUUGGAAGCAAAAGUUAACUCAGUUUCAGCUUUAAUUCAUAAACUCCAGGAGACAGACAGACAACUGCAGCGUGUUGCUGAACAGCAAACAAAUACAAAGGCUCAACAUGAGAAGCCUCACUGUCAUGAAAGAGUCAGUGAGCUUGAAAAACAAAUGAAUGCUUUCAUGGUGCAACGGAUUCAGCAUUUGGAAAAGUUACAGGAGCAACAAAUGAAUAUCCAGUCUCAUCUCGUUAGCUCUGCAGUCAGCACGAGUGGCUUACGGCAAAUUCACGUACCUUCCGCCAGUCUCGUGCCGAAACAAUCUGAGAAGCCAGAACAGCAAUCGCUUACUAACGACGUAUCUUCGUGGCAGAGGGGUUUGUUUCCUACCAGUGGUCCACUUGCUGCCCAAGCAUAUUCAAGCCAAUUUCAAAAUCGUGGCAUUCAUACACAAAAAUCUCCUCUAAAGACACCAGUUCCACGGAGAUGUGCUCCAGAACCUGUGUCAAAAAAUGAAGCAAGUUCAUGGAAAUCAGAUAUGAAUAAUCUUAUUAAGUCAAAAAAGCCUGCUGCUGCAUCUGAUCUUCCUGAACGCCAUCUGCUCAAUAAACCAUCCAUCCUUCGAAAUGUUAAAGUGCCGAAAUCUAUACUGAAGGAUGCUGAAAGGAUUUUGAGAGGAGUUCAAAACAAUAAAAAAGUUCUCGAAGAAAAUUUGGAAGCUGUUAUUCGUGCAAAAGAUGGAGAUGCUUUUAUUAAUGCCAUAACUACAAACAGAGAUGUAUUGGAAGAGAUUCGUAUCAGAAAGACUGUGGAUGAGUGGAUUAAGGCAAUCAGUGUAGAAAUCCAGGCUGAAAUGGCAAGAAAUGAUUUGGAACAAGUGAAAUAUGAUCAAAAGGUCCCAUGGAUCAAGAGAACCCAAAGCAUCAAGGCUAUGAAGACCAAUAAAGAAAUUAAAGCAAAAACUCAAAAAAUCCAAGGAUGCUUGACAAAGAAACCUUUAUCCGCAGCUAAGCCAUUGCAGAAGCAAGCAGAAGAUAACAUGAGCAAACGGAACUUUAGGACUCACUUUUCUGAAAGUUUGCAGAGGAAAGAAAAAAGGGCAGAU
Molecule: messenger RNA, 1161 nt
Organism: Tauraco erythrolophus (red-crested turaco)
Lineage: Eukaryota; Metazoa; Chordata; Aves; Musophagiformes; Musophagidae
Source: RefSeq, a predicted model, not a curated record